UGUUAGCAUUUUACCUUAGACAGAGAAUGAUAAAUGAUGAAUAAAAAAAAUAUUAUGUGAUAUCUAGGAGAGUGAUAAUUUUUUAAGGACUGUUGUACCCGAAUUUACCUUUACAUUUAGAAAUCCCAGUGCACGCCAAACCCAAAAAAAGACAGGGAAAGCAAUAUAACUACAAUUCCUAAGCCGGAGCAAUGAUAGGUUACCGCACAGGGUAGCAGAGAAUGUCUGCUUGUCUCCUUCAGCAGCCGCAACCUCACCAGUCACCAGUCACGAUCGUCUUAUCAUCACAGCAGCCGAGGUCACAGGUGGCCCCACAAAAUCAUACUAGUAUUACUCUGCCAAUGCCAAUUUCAUAGAUCGGCCGCAUGACUCUUCUCAUUCCCAAUCCUCUAUAUAAAGAAAGCACAAACCACCAUACUCACACAUGUUAAGUAGUAGGUUUUAUGUUACAAAUUGCACUAGAGUUGUAACAAUGGCAGUGAAUAAAAAAGAAGAUAAUCUACAGGCAGUGUGGUUUGCAGCCGGAACAGCUGUUCUGAUGGCGUGUUUGAAACGCGCCACCGUGGUGUCUCUAGUCGAGCAGUGGCGCGUGUGGGUCUUCCUCGCCCUCAACCUCUUGCUCUUGGCUAUUCUCUUCACAUCUACAUCAUCAACUAAUCAACCUCAAGAAAGCAAUUAUACAAACGAAGAACCCAACACAAUCGAGAGAAAGAAGAGAAGGAAACAAUGUAUGCGGUUCUUGUUGGAGGAUGAACAAGGCAGCAACAGCUCAAUGUUUUUUAAGAGUACUGGGAUUAUUACAAGAACUGAGAAAGAGGUGGUUGAAGAAGAUGAUGAUGUGAAACAAAUUUCGUUGUCGAAAGAGGAGCUAAAUGAGAAAGCAGAGGCCUUCAUUGCAAUGUUUAGGCGGCAUUUGAUUUCAGAUGCAAAGAAUAGAAGCAGGUCGCCUUCCCAAACUAGACGAAGGCCCCAUACAGAGCAUCCCGGUCAACUCAUAUAGUGGCAGUGGUUGUGAUAGGGCUUGUGCACUGCAGAAUAUUUGUUAUAUAUGCUACUUUAAAAGUACUGGAAGUCCAGUUAUCGGACUACAUUAUGAAAAUUUUCUAUCAAAACUUGUUCAAAAGAAUGAAUUUGUUAGUCGUUGACUAGAACCUUAAAAGAGUGAUGAAU
Cornus florida is the source of this 1170-nucleotide messenger RNA. RefSeq lists its product as uncharacterized. Lineage: Eukaryota; Viridiplantae; Streptophyta; Magnoliopsida; Cornales; Cornaceae. The record is from RefSeq and is a predicted model, not a curated record. The transcript has a single exon. Bases 425 to 1000 code for a protein of 191 amino acids.